Molecule: messenger RNA, 1544 nt
Organism: Mollisia scopiformis
Lineage: Eukaryota; Fungi; Ascomycota; Leotiomycetes; Helotiales; Mollisiaceae
Product: snare protein syntaxin-like protein 18/UFE1
Exons: 3
Coding region: 250-1293 (347 amino acids)
Biological process (GO): retrograde vesicle-mediated transport, Golgi to endoplasmic reticulum
Cellular component (GO): SNARE complex; endoplasmic reticulum
Source: RefSeq, a predicted model, not a curated record
GAUUGUUGUUGAGAAGGAAUAUUUAAUUUGCAAAGAAAGAAAAUUAUUUCAAGGGAAGGAAUGACGAAUGCUCCCGAAAGGCUGAGAAUGACCCCUGUCACGGAAGCUUCCAAGCGAACAAGCUACCGAUUGUCAAAAGCUGGCAUCUCAAGAUAUGCGCGUCUGGGACAUCACAAUGCAUACCUUAGGGCCAUGAACAACGUUACUUGCUGACGACCUCACUUUUGUUGGGCACAUUCUAAUUUCGCCAUGACCGACAUUACUCCUCUCCUUAACCAGUUGCUGAAGAGCCACGAUGCUCCGCCUACAGCAGACCCGGCCCUGACCUUGGCACACAUCGACAGCUUUCUGAAAGAAGCCUACGAAAUUAAUGCGGGCAUAGCUUCACUAAAUACUGAACUCAGAGGCAUACGACAAUCCUACCUUUCCACAGCAGCACCUCCCAGACGAACCGUCACAUCCUCGAAAGACAAACAAUGGAAAUACUUGACAGAUCGCCAAAGAGACCAGAUUGAUGCAGAGACGAAACAGUUACUGCGGGACCUAAACGCCCGCAUUCGGAUGUUGUCAGACGCAGAGUUGGUACGGCAGAACACCGAACAAACAAUACGGAAAAAGAGGUAUGCAAGAUUAGGUCUGGGAUCUCUAGGAAAAUGGGCUGCCGGCGGAAUUGGGCAAAGCAAGACACUGGAAGAGCAGCUCGACGAGGCAAAGGCGAAUGCAAUUUCGAUGCAUAGAGAAAACGUGCUGUGGUAUUUACGGCAGAAGCUACAAGAAUGUGGGACGUUCCAAGCCUCCAUGAUGGAGAAACGGAUACUGCGUGAGAUGGAGAAGAAUAAGAGUACACUCGCCAAGUCACGGAUGGAAAAUAUACCCAAGUUCUCAUUUGAUGAACCGAUAUCUCCUCAGAUGCACGCAUCUACAUCGAAGGCUCAUUUGGAAGCACAAGAGCUUUAUCCAGAAGAGGAGUUGACAGCGGAACAAAUCCAAGUCUUCGAGAAACAAAAUCAGGACAUGUUGAAACAUUACGAAAGUACACUAGAUCAAGUCAGGACGGCGGAAAAGUCUCUCAUCGAGAUCUCUGAGCUACAGACUCAGCUUGUCAACAAUCUGGCAACCCAGUCAGCACAUAUUGAUCAAUUGGUAACGGACUCGUAUUUGACGACUGAGAAUGUUGGUGGUGGUAAUAAGGAGUUGAAGAAGGCCAGUGAGAGGAAGAGUACGGCGAAAUACGUCUUCUAUGCCUCUUGUGGACUUAGUCUCUUCUUGGUGGUAUGGGAUUUAGUUAUUUGAGAUACUAAUACAUUCAUUGCAUCUGUGAAAUAAGGAACAUGCUAUUGAUCAUUGUCAGUGAGGUCGUGGGCUGAAAUGCUCAUAUGCAUGUCUCCAAACCAUGGAUUCUUGUGACCAGUAGAGGGAUCUGGACUAUGUCGAACUUGCUCUUUCUACCGGAGCGCCACGGCACGGACAGAUGAAACGGUGGUAUGUCAUUUGUAGUGUGAUCUUAGUUUUCUUGCCCAGUUAAAGUGGAUGAUGGUGUAGAU